Messenger RNA from Vicia villosa (hairy vetch), 696 nucleotides. RefSeq lists its product as uncharacterized. Bases 1 to 696 code for a protein of 231 amino acids. The transcript is spliced from 3 exons. The record is from RefSeq and is a predicted model, not a curated record. Lineage: Eukaryota; Viridiplantae; Streptophyta; Magnoliopsida; Fabales; Fabaceae.
AUGCGUGAUUUCGUAACCGUUCCGGUUAAUCGGUUACUCGAAAACUGUUACAUCACCGUUUCGAGGGAUCCUUACUUCCGAUUGAGGGAUAAGGAGUGUCGCGAUGUUGUUGGAACAUGUAAUGGAUUGGUUUGUUUGAUUGGUUAUUCGAUUAACAAGUGGACUAAGUUUAAAAGAGUGUGGUUCCGUUUCUGGAAUCCAGCUACUCGAUCAAUAUCGGAAAAAUUAGGGUAUUUUUCUUAUUUUGAUAAGAAUGAAAGGAAAUCUGUUAAGUUUGUGUUCGGUUAUGAUAAUUCAGCUGAUACUUAUAAGGUAGUGAUGUGGCGGUCGGGUUGUGAGAGUGAUCCUGAAUCGAAAGUUAGUGUGAAAGGGUUUAGUUUGGGUGAUAAUGGUUGGAGAAACAUUCAGAGUUUUCCUGUGAUGAAGGAAUUUGGAGAUGAGAAGUCUUGGACUCAGUUUCUUAAAUUUAGUUAUAACGGUGUUCGAAUGAAUUAUGAAUUUGGACGUCCGCUUUUAAAAUCAAUGCCUUUGCAUCUAUCUGAGAAUGGUGAUACGGUGGUAUUAGCAAAUAACCGACAACACCGAGUAAUUCUCUAUAACAGGAGAAAUAACAGAGCCAGGAAAACUAUACUUAAUACUAAAAUAUGUUGGCCUUCCCUCAAGGAUUAUGUUGAAAGCUUGGUUUCAACUUCUUGA